Seriola dumerili (greater amberjack) is the source of this 1886-nucleotide messenger RNA. Its product is annotated as LRRN4 C-terminal-like protein. NCBI's taxonomy places the organism in Eukaryota, Metazoa, Chordata, Actinopteri, Carangiformes, Carangidae. The record is from RefSeq and is a predicted model, not a curated record. The transcript is spliced from 2 exons. Gene Ontology annotation, molecular function: protein binding. Bases 100 to 783 code for a protein of 227 amino acids.
GAGAAAGAGAAGGAUCAAGUGGAAGGAAAGACGAGGUGAAAGGAGCUCCCUCACAUUUUUGUUAAAACUCACAAACUUUUGGAAGCAACAGACAGCACGAUGGCUAUCAGCAGCGCCUUUCCUUUUCCCCUGGUGAUCGUCUGCCUGCUUUUCAUCAGAGGUUACUCUCCCCUGCCUACAACAUCAGGAGUGACAGGGACCAUAUCUCCCAGAGAAGAUUAUGAUCAACUUGAGGACCCCACCCCUAUUUCACCCAUUAAAGGGUCUCCAAGUGAACGGAUUUCUCAACGAUGCAAAUACGAUCCCUGUCUCGAGGGUCACGUCUCCUGUGCUGUGCUAGCGGUCUCCACCCGCUGCUUGUGUCCAGGGUCCACUUUACAUGAUGUGACUCCAGAGGCUCCCAGCUUGAGAUCAGUGUCCUGGAACGGGUCGCAGGUUGUAAUUAAGUGGUGUGCACCUUACUCAUAUGUCACAGGUUAUGUUGUGACAGUAAAGGGGCAAGAGUGGCAGAAGUUUGGGAAAGCGCAAAGGAGCGGUACACUGGGUGACAUAGAGCACAUUGCAAAGGUUUGUGUGGUUGCAGUGAAUGACAUCGGACCCAGCAAUGGGUCAUGUAUGAUGUAUCAUCCCAGAGACACCAGUCUGCCUCUGAAAGCAGGACUUAUAGGGGGAGCGCUGGGCUUCCUGUUGCUCCUCUUGUUGGCUGUCUUGCUCUGGAGGCACCAGAGGCAAAGGAAACAGGAGGCCAGCAUCUCAAUGCAUGACACAGCUGGGGCACAGUGAAAAGAAAACAGAGCAAGACUGGACGCUCAGCAACUUUUCAGCAUUAUUGCAGUUAAUGAACUUUGAAUCAAAUUUAAUGUCUAUGGCUUUGUCUGCACAAAGAGGCUUUCUGAAAGCGCAGGAGGAAACAGGUUCCAUCAUCCGACAUAAAUAUAUCCUACUGGUUAUGUUCUCUGUGGCAAAUAGAGUCUAUUUUUGAUAACCCCUUGGUGGUGAUUUGAAAACCAGCUGCAGAAAAAUAUUGGAUUCAUCAGCUAUGUUUUCUGAAAAUCAUACCCAUGAGACAAAAGAUAAGAAUGUUAGAAUCUUUUUUCUUUUUGCAUUUCAAAAAGUAGCUGAUUGGUGGACAGCCGUAAAACAUCAUGUAGCAUGUAGCCCCUGCUUGCAACUGCUUUACUGUGUAUCUCCAAAACAUCAGCUUUUCAUAAGCUGAGAAAACUGUCUUGUUUUCAACUUUGUGUCAGUUUCAUUUUUCCAGUGAGUUUUUAAACAGGAUUUUCUCCCUCAUGAUCCUAGGGAGUUUUUCUUUGAACAGAUGACUAAAAUGAACGGAUCAAAAUCAGACAGACCCGCUGAUACAAAUCAAACACAACUGAUAAAACACUGAGACAUGUUUCAAUAGCAUAAAGAACAAUGACAGUAACAGGAGAUUAAUACCAGAGACAACAGCUGAUGGGAACAAUAAACAUGGACAUGGUUGUAUUUGUGGUCAUGUUAGAAUAAUUUAAUCAGGGUUAUGUAGCAGUUGUUGACACAUCAAAACAUAUUGUAUAUAGAAAUAUACAGUGGGCUAAUAUAUAAACAUAUAUAUUAUGGUGUUAUAUAGUUCCUUUGAAACUCUCUGUGAGAGUUCCUCAUGUUAUGUUGCCUAUUUAAUUAAAGAGUGAGUGGAUGAUGUGCUGUGUUAUGUGCUGUAUUUAUGAUCAUUUGGUAUGUUGUCUUGGAUCUUGUCAAGAGAUUGACUCUUUAUUUUCCUUAAACUCAAGUUUCGAGAAAGAGACUGAAGUCUAAAGUUUACUGUUCAAACUAGAGCUACUGUACAUGUUUGUAAAAAUGUCUGACUGUUUAACCCAAGUAAAAAAUUAGCCAUAGUUGCUGCUGCA